Messenger RNA from Closterium sp. Naga37s-1, 1239 nucleotides. The record is from the annotation of a GenBank genome assembly. Lineage: Eukaryota; Viridiplantae; Streptophyta; Zygnematophyceae; Desmidiales; Closteriaceae.
AUGCUGGCCAAGAGAGUGCUUCGAGAGGUCUGCAUCAUGCGCCGCCUCUCACACCCAUACGUCAUCCGAUUGGCGGACGUGUUCACUCGCAAGUCCACUGAGGUGCCGGGCGGAUUCGACCUCUACAUCGCCACGGAGUAUGCCUCAGGUGGCGAUCUCUAUCGGUUUAAGCAGCCGCUAACACCAGAGGAUGUGAGGCGGCUGAUAUGGCAGCUGCUGGUGGCAACUCGCUAUCUGCACUCCUGCCAUGUCUGGCACAGAGAUAUCAAGUCAGAGAACACGCUGCUCCACGCCAACACCACACUCAAACUCUGCGACUUUGGCCUCUCUAGAUCCGCCCUCGGGUCAGGGCAGCCGAUGCAGCCGCGGAGUGCGCCGGACGAGAAGGGGGCAGCGGCGGGGAGGAAGCAGCACGUGCUGCAGAGGCAGUUCACCAAGAUGGUCGUCACCCCCAGCUACCGCGCCCCUGAGGUGGUCAUGUCGCGAGGCCAGUACACAUCGGCAAUCGAUAUCUGGUCGCUCGGCUGUAUAUUCUGGGAGCUCCUAAUGCGAGCCAUGCGCCCCCAUCGACCAGGGCCCCCAUCAAGACCACUGUUUGGCAUCAGGGGCGAGCCAGUCACCCCGGAGACAGGGGAGAAGUACGUAGAUGACAAUGAAUCACCCUUAUCGGACCAGCUCGACGUGAUAUUCGAUGUCAUCGGCACGCCCUGCUGGAAGGACAUUGAGAGCGUUCCCAGCGAUGCCUGGCGGGCGUUCCUCAAGAGGCUGCCGGGGCGGGCGGGCAAUCUGGCCAAUCAAAUGGCGCCAUGUGGCGAUCCCGAGGCCGCGGAUCUGCUCCAUCGCAUGCUGGCGUUUGAUCCCUCCAGGCGGUGCACUGCAGAGGAGGCACUCGCUCACACUUAUUUCCGCAGUCUCGAGAAGCCCAUGGAGUUGCCACCCAUGGAGGCAGAGGAAACGCCCGUGUCUCUGCCGCAGGACCACCACUUCUGGCAAAUAACUGACCCUGCUAUCGCCCUGGGGCUGCUGGAGAGGGAGCUGGAGCAGGCAGCAUACGAGCCUGAUGGGGGAAAGAGGAAGCUGGAAUGGCUGCUCGAGAGAGAAGCAGAGGGGCAGCAGAGGGAGUUGGAGCAGGCAGCAUAUGAGCCGGAUGGGGGAAAGAGGAAGCUGGAGUGGCUGCUCGAGAGAGAAGCAGAGGGGCAGCAGGUGAGGGGGGCAGCAGGUAAGGAGGGCAGCAGGUAA